AUGGAUUCGGCCGUGGCCCCGAGCUGCAGAGGAGGUUCACGGAGGGCACUGAGGCGGGUGGCAUUGGUGCCCGCAGGGUUGGAGUUCCUAUUUGCCGACCUGCGGGGUCCCGAGAACGGCAGGCGACACCACACCGAGGAGAUGAGCAGGGGCCAGCUGGUGGUGCGCCGGGGCCAGCCUUUCUCCAUCACGCUGUACUUCGGCAACCGGGCCUUCCAGCCGGACACGGACCGCCUCGUCUUCAUCGCGGAGACGGGGCCCAGGCCCAAGAGGGAGCUGGGCACCCAGACGAGGAUCUCCCUGUCUCCGCCCGACAGCAGCGGGGCCUGGGGUGUCGCCUGGCUCCCGGAAGGCGCCACGUCCCUCGGGGUCUCCCUGGCACCCCCCGCCGACGCCGUGAUCGGACGCUACACGCUGAAGGUGGAAAUCUCGGGGUCCAGCCGUGUCCAAUCCCACCGGCUGGGGGAAUUUAUCUUGCUCUUCAACCCUUGGAGUCCCGAGGAUGAGGUCUUCCUGCCCAGCGAACCUCAGCGACACGAGUUUCUUCUGCGGGACCACGGACUCAUUUACAAGGGACAGGAGAACUGGAUCACUCCCUCGCCUUGGAACUUCGGGCAGUUUGAGGGGGACAUUGUAGACAUCUGCCUGGACAUCCUGGACCGGAACCUGAGCUUCCUAACGGAGCCGGCGCUGGACUGCUCCCGGCGGGGUAGUGGUGUCUACAUCUGCAGGGUGGUGAGUGCCAUGAUCAACAGCAACGACGACAGCGGGGUGCUGCAGGGCAACUGGGGCGAGGACUACCGGGACGGCGUCAGCCCAUCCGAGUGGAACGGGAGCGUGGCCAUCUUGAGGCGGUGGCGCGCGGCCAAUGGCCAGCCCGUCAAGUACGGCCAGUGCUGGGUCUUCGCUGCCGUCAUGUGCACAGUGAUGCGGUGCCUCGGUGUCCCCACGCGUGUCGUCACCAAUUUCUGCUCAGCGCACAGCGGGGACAGGAACCUGACCGUCGACGUGUUCUACAACGACAGCGCCGAGAUGCUUCCCGGGGAGAGCAAGGACAGGAUCUGGAACUUCCACGUCUGGAAUGAGUGCUGGAUGGCCAGGAGGGAUCUCCCCUCCGGGUACGACGGAUGGCAGGUGCUGGACCCUACACCCCAGCAGACCAGCAAAGGACUAUUCUGCUGCGGUCCGGCCUCCGUCAAGGCCGUCAAAGAAGGGGACGUCCAGUUACCCUACGACACUCCGUUUGUGUUCUGUGAAGUGAGUGGGGAUGAAGUCACCUGGCUCCAGGAGGCCGGGGAAGUGAAAGAGAUCCUCUCCCACAGAACCCAUUCCAUCGGGAAGAGCAUCAGCACCAAGAUGGUGGAUGCGGCCGAGCGGCAAGACAUCACCGACGACUACAAGUAUCCCGAAGGGUCUCUGGAGGAGCGGACCGUGUUUCUGAAGGCCGCCCGGCUGCUGAUGGGCGGAACCGGGCCGGCGCCCGCCAUGUUCCGGCUCCUGCAGGUGACCCCGGGCCCAGAGCCCCCGGUCCGCCUGAAGCUGAGUCUGCCUCGACUCCCCAAGUGGGGCCAGGCCGUGGCCCUGCAGCUGAGCGUCAGCAGGCCCCGGGCCGCCCUGCCGGACGCGGGGCCGCUGCUCCUGGGGCUGCGCUUCAGUGCUCAGGCCGUGCUGCACGUCGGAGGGGUGCAGGCCGCACUCUGGAAGGGCAGGGCGGCCCUCGGCCUCGGCCCAGGCGAGGAGAAAGAGUUGCCCUUGAUCUUGCCCUAUGACAACUACAAGGAGCGCCUGCUGGAAGAGAAGGUCAUCCGCCUCUCCUGCAUCGCCCGGGUUGAGCUGACCGGACAGAAGAUACUGGCGGUCCGGGUCAUCUCCCUGGAUAUCCCCUGGCUGACCGUAGAGGUGGCCGGCCGGGCUGUGGUGGGCCAACGCCUGGGGGUCUCCAUCCGCUUCACCAACACUCAGCCCGAAGCGCUGACUGGCUGCUCACUGGAGCUGGAGGGCAGCGGCCUGGUGGAGGGACUGGUGUCCACUGUGCUGGGCACCCUGGAGCCUGGCAGUACCACCGUGGUUGAGCUGGCAAUCUUCCCUCUGAAAGCUGGGCCCCGGCAGCUGCAGGCACUCCUAACCAGCAAUGAAAUCAAGGAGAUCAAAGGCUUUGAGGGCAUCUCCGUGGCUCCGGAUCCGACCGGCGGACACCCAACGUCCUCCCCUUGA
Molecule: messenger RNA, 2214 nt
Organism: Tachyglossus aculeatus (Australian echidna)
Lineage: Eukaryota; Metazoa; Chordata; Mammalia; Monotremata; Tachyglossidae
Gene: TGM7
Product: transglutaminase 7
Exons: 13
Coding region: 1-2214 (737 amino acids)
Biological process (GO): peptide cross-linking
Molecular function (GO): protein-glutamine gamma-glutamyltransferase activity
Source: RefSeq, a predicted model, not a curated record